CAAUGGAUUUUCUUUGUUUUAUUAUAUUCCACAACAUAUUUGUAUCUGACUCUCGAGUUAAAAUAAGUUCACUAUCAAGUUUUAAUUUUUACUGUAAAAAGCAGAAAAAACAGUUUGAUUCAUCAUUUAUCAAAGAGGCCAUGUACGCCUUCUCCCCUGGCCUGUGGGCGGACGCCGGUCACGACAUGUGGGCGUGGUCACUGGUUGUCGUAGAGCCCUUGACUGGAACGGUCACAAAGCAGUGCGACAUAGCUCCCAGAGGCAUAUUCCAGCGCUACUAUGGCGGCUCGGUGUUCCAGGGCUCCAGUAAUCCGGACGGGUUUCUCUACCACGUGCUGCGCGUGAUGUACAGCGAGGCGGAUUUUAUAGUGGGCGUUAACCCCGACACUUGCGAAGUGCGCUUCUCCGAGGUGACCAACCUGCGACACGUGCACUCGUUGCAGCUGGUGAAUCCAGCCCCAGCCCCGUCAAGACGAACUUGUAACAACAGAGAGAAUUGACAGUUUUAUCUAGAUGCGUUUUAGAUUACCGCUUAUCAUAUGUCGAAGAUUAUUAUAUGGGGUGGUUGGCCUUUCUUGUCGCAAAAUUAUGCUGUACCGAAACCUUCAAUCUAACAGUAAAUAUAUAUUUGAAAAGAAUCGAACUAUCUUCAAAAAUAGUUAGUUUCUUUUUAAAAAUAAUAAUCCCAGUACAUUCGUCGCCUCUAAAAACUGGUCGGAACAUUAAUGGUUUUACGAAUGCUUACCCACUUUCUUGUGUUAGUCGUGAUUAAGUUUUAUACCACAUCCCUGAACAAUCCUAAUCGUUCAAUGAUGUUAGUAACCACAACAUUGUCAUCUUGCCAUUAAGACGGAUUACAGAGUCGUAAAAUGUGUGUAAAUGUAUGUUCCCGGGUAAUUACUGUUAACGCUAUCGCUAAUUGUUUUUUUUAAAGCACAUGGUUUCUUAGCGAAGGAAUAGAUAGGUCAAUAAAUACAACUAUUUAACAGAAUGCAGUUUUUCUAUUAUUCAGAUGUUCGUGUUUGUUCUAUUUUUCAAUUGUUCCUGUGUAUUCAUAUCCGUUUUAAUGCAAAAAUUCACGCAGUUAAAUA
This is a messenger RNA of Dreissena polymorpha, 1091 nucleotides long. RefSeq lists its product as uncharacterized. The record is from RefSeq and is a predicted model, not a curated record. The transcript is spliced from 3 exons. Lineage: Eukaryota; Metazoa; Mollusca; Bivalvia; Myida; Dreissenidae. Bases 3 to 500 code for a protein of 165 amino acids.